GUGAAAGAAAAAAGGUGCCUGCUCAUCGAUCCCGAUGAGUGCGAGGUACGAAUACGGCUGCACUGGAUACCUAUUCACAUAAGCGACGACACAGUGCGGAGGGCCCUAGAGCCUUAUGGAAAAAUCAACGAAGUAUCCCGCGACACAUGGAGGGCGGAAGGCUUCCAGAAUGUUCAGACGACGACAAGGCUGGUGAGAAUGAACCUAAAAGAAGGCGUAACCAAGGAAAACCUCCCGCACCAGCUGCGUCUGUUCGGCAGCAACGUUCUCGUUCUUGUCCCCGGAAGAGCACCUCUCUGCCUUCGAUGUAAAAGAACAGGCCACAUCCGCCGAGAAUGUCGCGUCCCCCGCUGUGACAAGUGCCAUCGUUUUGGACAUGAGCAAGAGGAUUGCAUCCGGACGUAUGCCACUGUAAUGCGACCGGCUCCCGAGGAAGACAACUCUGAAUUCUUCAUCGAUGAAUUUGAAGCUUCGAAAAUCGAAGACGGCUCUGGGCACCCAACUACCACCCAUACCCAAGCACCUUCAGGGGCUGACAAACGAGACGCAUCGCAAGACGAAGACACAACCGCAACGAUUCUCGAAGCUGACAAGACAGCUGCCUGCGUCGGAAACGGCGCAGACAACCUCAAGGCCGCUCCAGGCUCCUCUAAAAGCCAGCGACAGAAGACAGUCGACGGGAACGACCUCUCCUUUGACGAUGCCACUGAAGUUGACUCGGAAAUGGGCGACAGCUCGGAUCUCUCCAAGCGACCGCUAGAUCGCGCCGAGGAAGAAGACGCCGACCUUGAAGGGCCUGACUGGAGCAAGCCACAAGGAAGAAAGAAACGCAAGCCCCGAGCUCCACCGGAUGGCCAACGAGAGCAAACCUCGCAGUAG
Messenger RNA from Ixodes scapularis (black-legged tick), 879 nucleotides. RefSeq lists its product as uncharacterized. Gene Ontology annotation, molecular function: nucleic acid binding; zinc ion binding. Lineage: Eukaryota; Metazoa; Arthropoda; Arachnida; Ixodida; Ixodidae. The transcript has a single exon. The record is from RefSeq and is a predicted model, not a curated record. The annotation marks the transcript as partial.